AUGCAAUCCACCAAAGAAGUUUUUGCAGUGUUUUAUCAAUGUACAAUUACAUUUAAAGACGGUUUCAUUUUUGGAACAAUGGCGUGGCUCGAAUGUUACUUAACUCUCGAAGUUAUCUUUUCCGACACUUUCAUUACCACGAAAUCUUCAAACAGCGUUUUGCAAUUGGAACGUGCUGUGCACUCGGGCACUUUAUUUCAUUGGCACGAGUGUCCGGAGUGGAGUCACGCGCGGGGCGGUGAGGGGGCGCGGGGCGGCGGUCCGUCGGGCCCACCGUGGGAACGCUCUGCCUUUAACGUGUCGCACGUGCUCGAGACGCUACUACAAUCCAAACGAAACAGAGCGAGACAGAAAACACAAUCUCCUAACGAGAAACAAGGACGCGUUAAAAGAAAAAAUGACACGACAAUAAAA
Messenger RNA from Brenthis ino (lesser marbled fritillary), 414 nucleotides. Lineage: Eukaryota; Metazoa; Arthropoda; Insecta; Lepidoptera; Nymphalidae. The record is from the annotation of a GenBank genome assembly.